AUGUGUCUACCAUUUUUCAGAAAGAAGAAGCAACCAAUGGUGUACGACUACUACCCUCAACCCGCAAUGGGCUACUCAAACAAAUACGACAAGCACGGGUACUCAAAGAAGUACAAGAAGCAACGCAAAUAUGAUCACAUGGGAUCAGCUGUUGGCAACGCGGCAGGUAUCUGGGCGGAUGCAUGGGGCGGCAGUGGUGGUGACGGCGGCGGAGGAGGAAGCGGUGGUUGUGAUGGAGGCGGCGGCGGUGGCGGAGCUUGCUAG
This is a messenger RNA of Fusarium pseudograminearum CS3096, 264 nucleotides long. RefSeq lists its product as uncharacterized. Lineage: Eukaryota; Fungi; Ascomycota; Sordariomycetes; Hypocreales; Nectriaceae. The transcript has a single exon. The record is from RefSeq and is a predicted model, not a curated record. The coding region runs from base 1 to 264 and encodes 87 amino acids.